AAUGAAAGAAAGAUAAGGUGGGAUAACAGCAAACGAUAAGGAAAUCAGGCAAAAAUUGCCUCUCUCUCUCUCUUCUCUUUCAAGUUUUAUGAUUAUCUAGCCAUGGCGAUCUGUAAUCAAAUUCUUCCAUCUUGUUCGUCGUCGAGAUCGGUCCCAAUUUUGAAAUCUCUGAAGCCAUUGGACCCGCUUCUAGUUUUCUCCCAUUCUCUGAGACCAAAAACGCAUUCUUUAAAUAGGAAGAUUCGGAGGCUGAGAGUGGAAGCCACCGCCACUCUCGAUUCCCCCAACGGCGCCGUUGGGGUGGCGGCGCCGGAGAAUAAGGAGAGAGAAAGUACCUCAGCCACUCCCUACGGACGGCAAUUCUUCCCUUUGGCUGCUAUUGUCGGCCAGGAUGCGAUUAAAACUGCACUUUUACUUGGGGCGAUAGACCGUGAGAUAGGAGGAAUAGCAAUAUCUGGAAAGAGAGGAACUGCCAAAACAGUGAUGGCGCGUGGUUUGCACGCUAUUCUUCCACCUAUUGAAGUUGUACCUGCUUCGAUUUCAAAUGCCGACCCGGCUAAUCCUGACGAGUGGGAAGACGGUCUUGCUGAUAGAGUAGAGUACGAUUCUGAUGGGAGUGUAAAAACCAAAAUAAUCAGGUCACCUUUUGUUCAGAUUCCACUUGGUGUUACAGAGGAUAGGCUAAUAGGGUCCGUUGAUGUCGAAGAAUCUAUAAAAUCUGGAACAACAGUUUUCCAGCCAGGCCUUCUUGCAGAGGCUCAUAGAGGAGUUUUGUAUGUCGACGAGAUUAAUCUUUUGGAUGAAGGUAUUAGCAAUUUGCUUCUUAACGUGUUGACUGAAGGAGUCAAUAUUGUAGAGAGAGAAGGUAUCAGUUUUCGCCACCCGUGCAAACCACUUCUUAUUGCUACUUACAAUCCCGAAGAGGGUUCUGUUCGGGAACAUCUUCUCGAUCGCAUUGCAAUAAAUUUGAGUGCAGAUCUUCCAAUGAGUUUUGAAGAUCGUGUUGCAGCCGUUGAAAUUGCAACAAAGUUUCAAGAAGAAAGUAAAGAAGUUAUUAAAUUGGUUGAGGAAGAUAUGGAUGAAGCAAGGACUCAGAUAAUCUUAGCAAGGGAGUACUUGAAGGAUGUGACUGUUAGCAGAGAGCAAUUAAAGUACAUCGUUAUGGAAGCCAUUCGAGGUUCUUGUCAGGGGCACAGAGCCGAACUAUAUGCUGCGCGAGUGGCGAAAUGUUUAGCUGCUCUUGAAGGGCGUGAGAAAGUUGGCGUGGAUGACCUGAAGAAAGCUGUGGAAUUGGUCAUUAUUCCACGGGCAAAUUAUAACGAAACCCCACCGGACCCACAAAACCAACAGCAACCUCCACCACCUCCCCCCCCUCCACAAAAUCAGGAGAAUGCAGAAGAGGAGAAGGAGAAGGAAGAGGCGGAAGAUCAAGAAGAGGAGGAUGAGAAAGACGAAGAGAACGAACAACAGGACGACGAACAAGUGCCCGAAGAGUUCAUAUUUGAUGCUGAAGGAGGGUUUGUGGAUGAGAAACUUCUCUUCUUUGCACAACAGGCACAACGAAAGAAAGGAAAAGCUGGCAGGGCUAAGAAUGUAAUUUUCUCCGAGGAUAGAGGGCGGUACAUUAAGCCAAUGCUUCCAAAGGGUGCUGUUAAGAGAUUGGCUGUUGAUGCAACUCUUAGAGCAGCCGCACCGUAUCAGAAGUUGCGCAGAGAAAAGGAUGUUUUGAAAACUAGAAAAGUUUUCGUAGAAAAGUCCGACAUGCGAGCUAAAAGAAUGGCUCGUAAAGCAGGAGCCCUGGUUAUAUUUGUUGUUGAUGCAAGUGGAAGUAUGGCACUGAACAGAAUGCAAAAUGCGAAAGGCGCAGCACUCAAAUUGCUUGCAGAGAGUUAUACAAGCAGAGAUCAGGUCUCGAUUAUUCCCUUCCGUGGAGAUGCAGCAGAAGUUCUCCUACCUCCUUCAAGGUCAAUUUCCAUGGCAAGAAAACGUCUCGAGAGACUUCCUUGUGGUGGAGGUUCUCCGCUUGCCCAUGGUCUUACCACGGCUGUGAGAGUUGGAAUGAAUGCAGAGAAGAGCGGUGACGUGGGGCGGAUAAUGAUUGUUGCCAUAACUGAUGGGAGAGCCAACAUUUCUCUAAAACGAUCCAACGAUCCUGAAGCAGCUGCAGCUUCUGAUAUGCCUAGACCCACUGCCAAGGAGAUUAAGGAUGAGAUUCUCGAGGUUGCCGGGAAAAUAUAUAAAGCAGGGAUGUCACUCCUUGUAAUCGAUACUGAGAAUAAGUUCGUCUCAACUGGUUUUGCUAAGGAGAUAGCACGAGUUGCUCAAGGAAAAUAUUACUAUCUGCCGAAUGCUUCGGAUGCGGUUAUAUCAGCAACAACUAAGGAAGCAUUAGCUGAUUUCAAGAACUCUUAAUUCAGACCAGCCCAAAACUAUCAGCAUAUAUAGUCUUGUGUUUUGAGCGGCUUAUUCAAUUUUUUCUUCUUUGUUGUGAGUAUUGAAAUGUAAUUUUACACAAGAUUUUUUUUUUUUUUUUUAUGUUUGUCAUAUAAUUUACAAACAUUUGAUUUUUGUGAUAUUGUGGAGAUAAUUAAUCUGGAGGUAGCUUCUUCUUCUUCUU
This is a messenger RNA of Erythranthe guttata (spotted monkey flower), 2617 nucleotides long. RefSeq names its product ALBINA 1 (gene ALB1). Lineage: Eukaryota; Viridiplantae; Streptophyta; Magnoliopsida; Lamiales; Phrymaceae. Gene Ontology annotation, molecular function: ATP hydrolysis activity; ATP binding; magnesium chelatase activity. The record is from RefSeq and is a predicted model, not a curated record. Gene Ontology annotation, biological process: chlorophyll biosynthetic process.